UUUCUCUGAAAAUACACUAAUCUGUUUGUGAAAAUCAGGUUAAAGUUAAAGUUGAAAUCAGGACUGUGGUUAAUGAACUUGCUCUGUACUUCAGCUAGAUGGUGAAAGGAAAGGAUCUAUGUGACACCUCAUGGCAUAGGGAGACCACUGGACCAAGGGAGAAAAUCUUCCUGAAGAGAAAGUUGUCUUGCCUCCAUUGGUCAGGAAUGUUCAUCACCAUGAUUGGUCUGGUUCUAGUCGGCAUUUCCAGUGUCUUCAAAAACAACCAAUCCAGUUCCGGGUCAAAGGUCAUCCUAGGUAUUGUGCUGAUCAUUGCCAGCCAGUUAGUCAGCGCCAGUCAGAUGGUUAUAGAGGAACUUUUCUUAAAGAAACGAGGAUCCCACCCAUUACAGGUUGUUGGUAUGGAAGGGUCUUUUGGCUUCUCAAUCAUGGCAGUGAUUGUUUUACCUGCGAUGUACUUCAUACCUGGUCCUCAGGUAAACAACAGCUACGAGAACAGUUUAGAUGCUAUAUACCAGAUAGGUAACGACUACAAACUGCUCAUCUUCUGUCUGCUUUACCUGCUGUCUAUAGCCUUCUACAAUUAUUUUGGAUUAGCUGUCACCAAGUCUUUGACAGCGGUACAUAGGACUCUCAUUGAUGCCUGUCGCACUCUCUUGGUCUGGGUUGCUGAUCUUACCAUAUACUAUGCCUUUGGAGGGAGUUUUGGAGAACCAUUUGAUAAAUACUGGGGACUCCUUCAAGUGGAUGGUUUCUUGUUCCUCUUGGUGGGCACAGCCUUGUAUAACCAACUGAUUGAUCUCUCAUGGCUGCCAUGCUGCAAACCCAGCCCUGUCCCUCUGGAGGUGCCAGGGUCUCCUGAACACAGUACAGGCCGAUAUGGGAAGAAACAGAUACAAGAGGCCUCAGAUGACGAGGUUCAACCAGAGGAGGUUGACGAGCGCACUAGGCUGCUUCAUCGAAAUCAAAAUCUCUCGGCCUUAUCAUGAUAUUGAUUCAGUAUGUUUGGUGCGUCACAAUAUUUCAUGAAGUAGUGUCCGGUCCUUGUGCGGAAUCAGAAUU
Messenger RNA from Liolophura sinensis, 1062 nucleotides. RefSeq names its product solute carrier family 35 member F6-like. Gene Ontology annotation, molecular function: transmembrane transporter activity. Gene Ontology annotation, biological process: transmembrane transport. Bases 99 to 989 code for a protein of 296 amino acids. The transcript is spliced from 8 exons. NCBI's taxonomy places the organism in Eukaryota, Metazoa, Mollusca, Polyplacophora, Chitonida, Chitonidae. Gene Ontology annotation, cellular component: membrane; intracellular membrane-bounded organelle. The record is from RefSeq and is a predicted model, not a curated record.